GAGAUGCCGGGAUUUUUAUAGCAAGCAACGAGAGGAAUUCUGAGGAGGUGGAACAUCUGUUGCUGUACAUCUGACGGGUGUGAACACAUCUCAUCUCACACAUCAUAAUGUCUUCAGAGAGCACCUUAGAUGACGAGGACACGUUCAAGAUUCUGAUUGCUACGGAUGUUCAUCUUGGUUAUCUCGAGAAAGAUGCCAUCCGUGGCAGUGACUCCUACAACACGCUAGAUGAAAUCUUGAAAUGUGCCAAGACAAAUCAGGUAGAUUUCAUCCUUCUGGGAGGGGAUUUGUUCCAUGAGAACAAGCCUUCACGCCGCUGCCUCCACAGCUGCAUCACUAUGAUGAGAAACUACUGCAUGGGAGACUCACCGGUGCAGUUCAGCAUCCUCAGUGAUCAGACUGUCAACUUUAACACAACACAGUUCCCCUGGGUUAAUUAUCAGGAUGAAAACCUCAACAUCUCCAUUCCUGUGUUCAGCAUUCAUGGUAACCACGACGACCCAACUGGGUCUGAAGGUUUAUGUGCACUGGAUCUUCUGAGUGCUUCUGGCCUUGUCAAUCACUUUGGCCACUCCCACUCAGUGGACAAGAUAGAGAUCAGUCCCAUCCUGCUGCAGAAAGGCAGCACCAAACUGGCCUUAUAUGGUCUGGGUUCAAUCCCAGAUGAGCGUCUCUACAGGAUGUUUGUCAACAACCAGGUCACGAUGCUUCGUCCCAAAGAAGACCAAGACGAUUGGUUCAACCUCUUCACCAUCCAUCAGAACAGGAGUAAACACGGUCCCACAAAUUACAUUCCCGAGCAGUUCCUGGAUGAUUUCCUUGACCUGGUUGUUUGGGGUCACGAGCACGAGUGUCUUAUAGCGCCGUCCAGAAAUGAACGGCAGCUCUUCUAUGUGACGCAGCCUGGCAGCUCUGUGGCUACGUCCCUGUCUCCUGGAGAAGCUACUAAGAAACACAUAGGGUUGCUGAGGGUGAAAGGUCGUAAGAUGAACUUGCAGAAGAUCCCCUUGAAGACCGUGCGACAGUUCUUCAUUCAAGAUGUAGUGCUGGCUGACUACGAAGACCGCUUCACCCCUGAAACACCUCAGGUCAAUAAAAAGGUGGAGGACUUAUGCUACGCCAAGGUCUUAGAGAUGCUGGAAGAAGCUGAAAGAGAGCGACUGGGAUGUCCGAUGACUCCAGAGAAACCUCUGAUUCGUCUGAGGGUGGACUACAGUGGAGGUUUCGAGGCGUUCAAUACCUCACGCUUCAGUCAGAAAUUUGUGGACCGGGUGGCCAACCCUAAGGACAUCGUUCACUUUCUGAGACGCCGUGAGCAGAAGGAAGACAUCAAAGAUGAGGUCAACGUUGACUACAGCAAGCUGGUCAAGACUGCUGCUGCUGAGGGGCUGAGAGUGGAGGACCUGGUCAAACAGUACUUCGAGGCAGCUGAGCAGAAGGUGCAGCUGUCCCUCCUGACUGAACAGGGCAUGGGAAAGGCCAUCCAGGAGUUUGUAGACAAAGACGAGAAGGACGCCAUCGAAGAGCUGAUCACCUACCAGCUGGAGAAGACACAGCGCCAUCUUCAGGCCAGAGGUGUAAUCACAGAGCAGGACAUCGACACAGAGAUUCAACGGUUCAGAGAGUCCAAAAAGAACACGACUGAGGAAGAAGAUGAAAUCAGAGAGGCAAUUGAGAGAGCCAAAGCGAACCGCAUAGAGCGCGGCGACGACCAGAUGGAUCCAGAUACGCUGGAGGAUCUCGCAGAUGUUGCCAUGGAUUCUGAUGAAGACUCAUUUUCACCUCCCGCCCCCACACGAGGAAGAGGGCGAGGAAGCAGGGCACGGGGCGGCCGGGGGAGAGCAGCGAGAGGCGGAGCUGCCUCUGAACCAAAGCCAGCCAGUCGUGGCCGAGCCCCGAAGCCAUCAGCAUCUCAAAGCAGGAGCAUUAUGCAGGCAUUUCAAGCUCCGUCCCAGAGAUCCUCACGGAAAACUGCUAAAACGUCUUAUGCAGAGGAGGAAGUGAUCAUAGAUGACUCGGAUGAGGAUUUCCCCGUGGUGAAAGCCACCCGUCCUGCUUCGAGACCUGCGUCGAUGUCGUCCUCCUUCUCAAAGCCCGCCUCUCAGAGCCAGAGCUCGUCCUCUCGGGGAGUCAUGUUCGAUGACAGCGACGACGACGAGGUUGACCCCUUCAAAGGUCGCAGGAAUCGUUCACGAAGAUAACCACCACUGCGGCUGUUGAGUGUUCAGCUGUUUUCCUGAAUGUGGCCCCUCAUCAGCGAGCCAGCUGCUGGUUUAUGAAGGAAUUUAAAAUGCACGUUCAUCCAAUCGUCAAUCACAGUCUUCCCCUGUAUUACAAAGGUUCAUUGGCCAGCUGGUGUUGUUGUUUCAGGUUAAAUUAUUCUGGUGGUGAUCUUAAUGAAAGGAAAUGCGGUUAAAGUUUACUGUGUGUUGUCUUGACUUCUUGCACCCUUGUUUGCCAAAUGCAUCCUGAUCCUGCUUCUGCUGCUAUGGAAACUCACCGGCGUUUGGUUUGUCACUGACAUCUGUAUCACCUGGGAAAUAUUAAAUGUUGCUAACUUUUCAUA
Messenger RNA from Salarias fasciatus (jewelled blenny), 2566 nucleotides. RefSeq names its product MRE11 homolog A, double strand break repair nuclease (gene mre11a). Lineage: Eukaryota; Metazoa; Chordata; Actinopteri; Blenniiformes; Blenniidae. Gene Ontology annotation, molecular function: 3'-5'-DNA exonuclease activity; single-stranded DNA endonuclease activity; manganese ion binding. The record is from RefSeq and is a predicted model, not a curated record. The coding region runs from base 108 to 2201 and encodes 697 amino acids. The transcript is spliced from 20 exons. Gene Ontology annotation, cellular component: Mre11 complex; site of double-strand break; nucleus. Gene Ontology annotation, biological process: meiotic DNA double-strand break formation; mitotic intra-S DNA damage checkpoint signaling; mitotic G2 DNA damage checkpoint signaling.